Phlebotomus papatasi is the source of this 5313-nucleotide messenger RNA. RefSeq lists its product as uncharacterized. Gene Ontology annotation, molecular function: aspartic-type endopeptidase activity; nucleic acid binding. Bases 1 to 5313 code for a protein of 1770 amino acids. NCBI's taxonomy places the organism in Eukaryota, Metazoa, Arthropoda, Insecta, Diptera, Psychodidae. The transcript has 2 exons. The record is from RefSeq and is a predicted model, not a curated record. Gene Ontology annotation, biological process: DNA integration; proteolysis.
AUGAACAGAGAAUCUACUAGAUAUGAUGGAGCUGCCGGGCAAAAUGCGGAGCUCCAAUUGAGGUUAGAUCAGACACUUUUACACGUAGAAGAGCUUCAGAAGGAGGCACGGGAUAUCCGGAGGGAGAUGAAAGCUCGUCGGGAACGUGAAGAAGGAGAAUAUUCCUCGGGGGAGGAGCGAGAUGAUGAUUAUCCUACACCAAGAAACAUUCUCUUCAAUGAAAAGCGAGAUUCCCGGGAGACCACGUGGAAGGAAGAAGUCUCUGCAUAUCGCGAGUUGACACAGUCAAUGACUCAACAAAACCAACAAAUCGCAAAAUUGGCUGCACGUCAAGCUGGGCUGAAGGAAUUGCCACGAUUCUCGGGAGAUGUGGAAGAAUGGCCAAUUUUUCUCAACCAAUAUGAGCAAUCUGCGAAGACAGGUCAAUACACAUCGGCUGAAAAUGUUUCUAGGCUGGAAAAGUGCUUGUCUGGAGACGCACGUGAGGCUGUGAAGACGCUCCUAUCCAUCCCAUCCAGUGCAAACACAAUUAUCGAUAUCCUUCGCCAGAGAUACGGCAAUCCUCGACAGCUAAUGCUUCGCUUGUCCUCGCGUGCAAAAGAAGCAGAGAAACCCAAAGAUGACAACCCAAUGUCUAUUAUCAAAUUUGCUACAAUUGUCCGGAACAUUACAUUUGCACUUAAGACAUUGGAUGGAGGGAGAUAUCUUUUCGGUUCCAAUAUCCUUGAUGAACUGGAAAAUAAGCUCACCCCAAUGAUGAAAAUGUUGUGGGCUGAAGUGAUACACUAUAAACCGGACUAUACAGUGGUUGAUCUGUCAAACUGGCUCGAUAAACGAGCAGAGUUAGCCCUCAGCAUUGUCCCGCUUGAGAUUAAAGAGAAUACAGAGAAAACUGAGGAACGACGCCGUAAACCAUUAAAAUCAGGAAAUGCUCGCUCUGUGUUUGCUGCAAAUGCAAAGGUUGGUCAGUGCAACAAUUGUGAAGAGGAGCAUUACACCACCGUGUGUCCAAAACUCAAAGCGAUGACACCUAAUGAGAGAUACGAGAAAAUAAAUGAAUUGAGACUUUGCCGAUGCUGUUUUGGUCGCAAUCACCGAUGGAUCAAGUGUUUCAGACGUCGAGAGUGUGGAAUCAAUGGAUGUAAGGAAAAUCAUCACCGUCUCCUUCAUGGACAUACGGAUCCCAAGAAGAAAGCUCAGGCCAUGCAAACAGACAAUGAAGGUGAACAGAGAUCUCCUGAUAAUACCCAAAGAAAAGAUAAGGUGAAAACGAGAGUUGAUGAUGUGAUGAUUGAAGAUAAGCAGCAAAGUGACCAAGGAAACGAAGUCCCUAGUUCUAACGAAACCACGUACUUGAACCGUGUGUGUGCGGCUGCUAAUGUCUCUAAAAAUGGACUCGUAAUGUUGCGAGUAUUACCAGUAGUGGUGAAAAAUGUGAGUACCGGCAGCACUCACAAAACAUUUGCUCUGCUUGACUCAGGUGCUACGGUUACUUUAAUUGAUAAAAGCGUUGCAAAAGAAUUGGCAUUGGAUGGGACACCAGUUCCUAUGAAUUUACAGUGGUUGGAUGGCACGGUCCAAAAUCGGAAUACUGCGACACGUGUGACAUUACAAGUUAAGGGACAGCAGUCUCAAGAAAAGUGGUUUGACGUUGAUCUCUGCUAUGUUAUUGAUGGAUUGAGACUACCUGAAGUAAAUGUUGACAGAAACAAGUUGAUUCGGGCUUAUCCCUAUUUAGCGAAAGUCAAUUUCGAAUCCAUAAAGGCUGGGAGACCAAAACUGUUGAUUGGAGAAGACAAUGCUAAGCUGAUUGGUACUCAGCAAAUGGUGCAUGAUAAGAAUUACAAACCCGUGGCGUCUUUGACAGCUCUUGGAUGGGUUAUAAGUGGAGUAGUGGAAUACCCUGGUAACAAAAAUGCAAGGAAGAAGAUAGCCUGUCACGUGUCAGAAUGUCAGGAACUCAUUGACUUGAUUAAAAAUAGCUUUAGCCUGGAGAAUGUUGGUGUUAAACCUUUAACAGCACCAAUGAUGUGUAAAGAAGACAAACUUGCAGUUGAGACUCUUAACCGUACAACAAGGCGCGUGGGAGAUAGGUUUGAAUCAGGUCUUCUGUGGCGAAUGCCACAGACGCCAAUGCCUACCUCUAGAGCAGCGGCUUGGACGCGACUCAUGCAAAUUGAAUCCAAGAUGGAUCGCAACCCAGAAUUUGGGCAGGAAUAUGUGAAGAAGAUGCAAUACUAUAUAGAUCAGAAUUAUAUUGUUCCAUUAGACGAAAAGGACUUGAACACCGUAGAAGGAGAGACGUGGUAUCUGCCACAUUUCGCUGUAUUUAAUCCCAAUAAACCGGGAAAAAUCAGAAUUGUUUUAGACGCAGCAGCAGAGGUUGACGGUGUUUCACUGAACAGCCGCCUAACGAGUGGACCGAAUCUCAUAGUAUCCUUGCCGAUUUUGUUGAUGCAAUUCCGCACAAAAUCUCAUGGAUUUGUGGGAGACAUUAAAGAGAUGUUCCACCAAGUGACCAUCCGUGAUGAAGAUCAAAAUUACCAGCGUAUUCUAUGGCGAGGUGUAGACCGUGAUGUUGUGCCCCGUGAAUACAAGAUGAAAGUUAUGAUUUUUGGGGCUACAUGCAGCCCAACAAUCGCAGCUCAUGUGAAAAACAUGAACGCGACAGAAUACAGCGACCAAUAUCCAUUGGCUGCCCAAGAAAUUAUUAAAAAACACUACGUUGACGACUACUUGGGUUGCAGUGACAGUGAGGAUGAAGCAAUUCAACUCAUUCAAGAAAUCAUCGCAGUGCAUCGCAAGGGAGGCUUUCAAAUAAGAAAUUUUGUCAGCUCCUCGAAAAAGAUUCUUUGUGCAUUGCCAGAAGAAGUCCGCCUACACAAAUCCGUCGUUGAUCUAGACUUUGAAAAUAAAUUCGAGAAGAUCCUUGGUGUAUGGUGGGAACCCUUGACAGACGUGUUCUCAUUCAGAUGUGAAAUAAAGGUGUCUCUGGAUACUAUACCAACAAAGCGACAAGCACUGUGCACACUGAUGAAAGUGUAUGACCCGUUGGGGUUUGUAUGCCAGUUUGUUAUUCGAGGGAGAAUUACUUUCCAACAAAUCUGGCGAUCUGGAAUCAAGUGGGAUGAUGAACUGACUCCGGAGAUGUAUCAGAAGUGGAGAGCUUGGGCAGCUCAGUUAAAACAACUAACUGAGGUCGAGGUCCCACGUUGCUAUGCAUCAAUCGAAAUGAGGAAAGGGCGUGUGGAAUUACACACCUUUACUGAUUCCAGCGAAGACGCUUAUGCAGCAGUGACAUACCUGCGGUUUAUAACCGAAGAUGAGAUCCACGUGUCAUUUGUAAUGGCGAAAGCCAAGGUUUCCCCUUUAAAAGCGGUGACAAUUCCUCGAUUAGAAUUGCAGGGAGCAGUUCUCGGCUGUAGACUAGCCAACUUUGUUUUGGCAGAUUGUGGUAUUGUCGUGCAUGAAAAGAUAUUUUGGACAGACUCAACUGUUGUUCUUAAGUGGAUCAAAUCUGACUCACGGACUUUCAAGACAUAUGUUGCACAACGAGUAGGUGAAAUUCAAGAAACAUCUGAUCCCAGUGAGUGGCGAUGGGUGCCAACCGAACUGAAUGUCGCAGAUAUAGCGACCCGUGAUAAAGGAACGACUAACUUUUCUCCGACAUCACCAUGGUAUCGAGGUCCAGAGUUCCUUUAUGAAUCAGAAAGUGCGUGGCCGGAAACGCAACAAUCUUUAGUGGCGCUUACCAAAAGUGUGAAUGAUGAUGACCACUGGGAAUCUCCAAUAAACAGCAAACAGUUUGUAAAAUGGCAUCAUAUCCACAAGGUCGCGGCUUACGUACAUCGUUUUCAACGAGCUUGUCGAGAACGCUGGAGGACUAAGAGUAAUAAAGAGCAUCCCAGGUCAGGAGCUUUAGACGCAUCAGAUUGGAAAGGAGGAGAAAUUUACUUGCUCAGACUUGCUCAACGUGAAAGUUUUAAUGUCACCAAAGAUUUGGUCAAGAGUACAAGUUCCACGGACUUGCUGCCAUUAGACGUAGAAAAGGGUGAUGUCCUCUAUAAGUUCAAUCCGGCAACCGACCAAGAUGGGCUUGUACGAGCGAACGGACGAUUGCAGAGAAUGCCACGAGUAUCGCCAGAAUUUAAAAAUCCCAUUAUCCUGCACGCUGAAAAUCGUAUUGUGCAAUUGCUGUUGAGUUCGUAUCACGAACGUCUUGGACAUUGGGGACCGGAUUAUACUCUGGCUGAGUUAAGAACAAGGUUCGAGAUUAUCAAGGGAAGGACUAUUUUGAAAAGUUUGCAGCGUGGAUGCAAAAAGUGUCAAAUUGCACGAGCUAAGCCAAGUAUUCCAAUCAUGGGACAGUUACCCCCAGAGCGAUUGGAUUCACAUGUGAUUCCGUUUACGUAUACAGGUUGCGACAUGUUCGGCCCAAUAAUGACAAAGGUAGGAAGAAGCGAGGUGAAGCGCUAUGGAAUGAUUUUCACCUGUUUAGUUACCCGCGCUAUUCACCUGGAAUUGUGUACUUCAAUGACCACUGACUCAUUCUUAAUGGCACUCCGAAGAUUUUUCGCACAUCACACCGUGCCAGCGAAGAUUCUGUCUGACUGUGGCUCAAAUUUCCGGGGAGCGAAGAAAGAGCUUGCAGAUGAAACAUCAAAACUCAAUUUGAAUGAAAUCGCAGAUAAGAUGGCUCAGUUAAACGUGGAGUGGAUUUUCAAUCCUCCUUAUUCACCUCAUAUGGGCGGUUGUUGGGAGCGACUAAUUUCAUCUGUAAAACAUGCUCUAAGGAUGUCAACCGAGUUUACAAAACACUCGCCUAGUGAUGAAGUGUUAUCAACACUGUUCGCCGAAGCUGCCAAUAUGGUGAAUAGCCGUCCUCUUCUGGAGCUAUCGGAUUCAGGUGAAUCUUUGACGCCGAAUCACUUUCUGCAUCAUCAUAAGUCAUCUCUGACUUCCGGAGGCAUAUUCGACGACAAGGAUUUGAUAUUACGCAAGGAAUGGAGGAAGGCUCAAAGAUUGGCGGACCACUUUUGGCAAAUAUGGUUGAAGCAUUACGCGCCUACGUUGACAAAUCGCCCAAAAUGGAGAGAAUCAGGAGAAGCCGUAAAAGUCAAUGAUCGGGUUGUGGUCAUAGAUCCGAAUCGUCCCAGGAACUAUUGGCCGAUUGGAAGGGUAAUCGAAACGAGGCCGGGCUACGACGGCAAGGUGCGCAUCGUGAAAAUCAAAAUGGAGGAUGACGGUAAAGAAUAUGUACGCUCGGUGGCACGUCUGGCAGUUCUCCGCCCCCCACCACUUAUUGAGGAUUGA